This is a messenger RNA of Colletotrichum acutatum, 379 nucleotides long. RefSeq lists its product as uncharacterized. The record is from RefSeq and is a predicted model, not a curated record. Lineage: Eukaryota; Fungi; Ascomycota; Sordariomycetes; Glomerellales; Glomerellaceae. The transcript has a single exon. Bases 136 to 327 code for a protein of 63 amino acids.
GUCCCAGCUGGCGUUAAGGCGUUCUGUCACCUCGUGUAAGGGGGGAAUGGGUGGAUGCCCGUGAGUGACAAUAUGAAAAAAUUCCAACCUAGGUAGAUGAAACAAGAUUCCCAUUUGUAAACUGGCAGGCAAAGGAUGACUUGGGUGACGAUGGUGACUGCAAGGUAUGCGCUGCUUGCAAUGCUUGCAAUGAGAGCACUUUUUUAUCCCGUUCCUUCGUUACCCACGGCCAGCCAGCUUAGUAUCUGGAUUUCACUCUCCCCGGCCCCAAUAGGAUUGGCCCUCCAAGGCUUGAGCCCAAUCAGGCACGAUUCCUCCCAAGGAUGAGAUCUUGCAUCCGAUAGAGCCGGAUCAUAGAAGUUCUUCUAUACAAGGUCUC